Phytomonas sp. Hart1 is the source of this 1227-nucleotide messenger RNA. NCBI's taxonomy places the organism in Eukaryota, Euglenozoa, Kinetoplastea, Trypanosomatida, Trypanosomatidae. The record is from the annotation of a GenBank genome assembly.
UGAAGGAAUAAAGUCAACAGGAAGCUGUCGCCAAAAAACGUCCUUGUUCCAAGUUAGUGCUACUGAUACUAACUAAAGUACUCUACUCAAUUAUUUUCGAGUUCGCUUAAUAUUGCGCUAAUGUCGGGUAUCGAUUAUUCAAAGUGGGAUCACAUUGUAGCGAGCGAGUCUUCUUUCGGAAGCGACAUCAGUUGCUCUAGCUGCGUUGAAGAUGCGCGAUAUUCUGAUUUAAAAAGGGAUAACGGCGUGGAAAACUAUUCUGGAAAACCUUACAGCGAAAAUGAAGGAAAUCGAAAACCACGCGUUGUCAAACUUUCGCAGCCUUCUCGUGUAAUGAUCGGCCCUGGAGGAGUACAGCUUUCGACAGGUUCUGAUGGGUACCCGAAGGCGAUGGCAUCUCCUUUUCAAAGCGAGCCGUCGAAGGGCGCGAAGCAAAACGAGACAAGUGAUCAAAACCAACAGCUGUGCUCUUCCAAUCCGAAUGACGCGCCUUUUCACCCCCCUAAAGUGCCCACUUCCUGUGAAACGGAGGAAAUGAAAAAAUGCACCGGGGGUGAUAAUAAAGACGCAGGGGAAGAGGAGGAGGAGAAUGAUGAGGAAAUUCUCUAUCGAAAUCUUACCUUAAAUGGAGGUCGAGAGGGCGAUAGCCACCUAUGGGCACAAACGGAUGAUACUUUAACAGUGAGCUUUAUCGUCCCCAUGGAUACACGCGGCAAAGUAGUGAAGCGCCUUUGCAUCUACAACAAGGAGGGUUCCCAUGAGCGUGAGUCGGCCGCCAACGAAGAAGCUGAUGAGGAAAAAGAGAAGGAUAUAAGUAAGAACAACGAGUUCGUAAGCGCCUCCACAAUAAUGCGUACACAAAUUUCCAUUUCUUUUGCAUCUCCGCAUCCCCUCGGGGAACUUCGCCAGACGUUUUCUUAUCGCAUUAAAACCGACGAUGAACUUUUGGAGGGGUGUUGGGAGCUUCUGACGUUGCCAAAGCGUGAGCUACGGGUGCUUGUGGUUCAUCUUUUUAAAGAAGCCAUUGGAGCAGGGAUUACCUUCUGGUGGGAUCGCUGCUUUGUAUCGGAUAGUACAUCGGUGGUGGAUACGCGAGCCCUUGCGAGCCGCCGCGAUACCCCUUCCACGGCCGCGUGUAAAUCUGAAAAAGCUGAGGUCUUUCAGAAGGUCUGGAAAGAGGCCCACGAAAUGUUUCAAGACAAGAUGAAGCAGCGCUGCAAAAAGUAA